AUGGCCAAAGAGAAUUCUAUACGACACAACCUGUCCUUGAACAAGUGUUUUCUCAAAGUGCCUCGCUCCAAAGAUGACCCUGGAAAAGGUUCCUACUGGGCUAUAGACACCAACCCUAAAGAAGACUCGGUACCCAGCAGGCCGAAAAAGAGGCCGCGCUCCGGAGAAAGGGCAUCGACUCCAUACAGCCUGGAGUCAGAGUCUCUGAGGAUGGACUGCAUUAUGUCGGGGGGGGCGUCCCCCACUCUGGCCAUUAACGCUGUCACCAACAAGGUACGGCACGGCAACUCUGUAGCACUGUACAACCCUGAGGCUGAGGGCAGUGAGAGUCCAGGGAGUCUGGGCAGCCUGAGCAACAGCCUCUCCGAGCAGAGUAUGGCGUCCGUCAACCUCAACAACCUGACAACCGCCGUCAGCAGCGGCAGCAACGUACACGGCUACACACCAGUGAAGCAGCCACUCCGGAGCCUUCGUCCCAGUCCUGAGUCUCCAGCAGCCCGCACACCCGCCUCCCCCCCCUCCCCUCCAGCACCAGUCGGUUCGUGUUUGCCCGUCCCCGACGUCGCGGGAAAAGCCGCUCUGUUUCCUCGGACUUCGAGGACCUCAGCGCUUCUUUCCGCCAGUCUUUACAGUGUGUCUUUGAGCAGUCCUUCUCACACAAGCUUUCAGGUCAACAGGCCUCCUUCCACUCAGACCCCCCCACCACCAUCCUCCACCACCCCCUAUCACCUUCGCUCUCCCCCCGAUUUCUCCUCCACGAAACACAUCCACGCGCCUUUCAGGGAACCGAGGAGAUUGAUGCGCUCUGUUGAGCUCCGUAACUGCUGCCUGUGUUCACCCUCUGGACAAGGUCCCUUCAAUUUGUGGUCAGGGGCACAUCGCGGAAGAAAACAACACAAGUGA
This is a messenger RNA of Notothenia coriiceps (black rockcod), 903 nucleotides long. Its product is annotated as forkhead box protein J3-like. Gene Ontology annotation, cellular component: nucleus. The transcript is spliced from 7 exons. Gene Ontology annotation, biological process: regulation of transcription by RNA polymerase II. The record is from RefSeq and is a predicted model, not a curated record. Gene Ontology annotation, molecular function: DNA-binding transcription factor activity, RNA polymerase II-specific; RNA polymerase II cis-regulatory region sequence-specific DNA binding. Bases 1 to 903 code for a protein of 300 amino acids. NCBI's taxonomy places the organism in Eukaryota, Metazoa, Chordata, Actinopteri, Perciformes, Nototheniidae.